CCAUUUUCUUCCCGUCGGGUCGGUGCUCCAUCACAUAAAUAUAUAUAAACAGAAGCUUGAUUUUGCCGCUCAUUUGAACGAGACUGUUUGUAUAAACCUUCCUCGACACACUUUCUCUAAGAAAAUGAGUUCGGAUUUAUCUCGCUCUGCGAACUCGUCCGGCGGCCAAAGAUCCAAGCGAAGCUUCAAUAAUAACAACAAUUCGACCUCUUCAAACCGUUCCAAUAACAGUAAUGAUAGCAAUAAGAAGAAGAAGAUUAGCCAGAAAACCCUAGGCGUCGCCUGGGGCGCCAAUUCGCUCUCUUCCUCUCGCUCCUCCUCCUUCCGCAAAUCACCGUUCUCCGAUUUCGGCAGUUAUAUGGUGGAGAAGAAUCGCAAACUUCAGAACCAGUUUGAUGUGGAAGCUUCGACUUCUUCUCAUUGUGGUUUGGGUUCCGGGAAGCCUAUAUUUCAUGGAGUUUCCAUCUUUGUUGAUGGUUUCACGGUUCCUUCCAACCAGGAACUGCGAGGCUACAUGUUGAAGCAUGGUGGAAGAUUAGAGAAUUACUUUUCAAGACGUCGUGUAACCCAUAUUAUCUGCAGUAAUCUUCCCGAUUGUAAAAUUAAGAACUUGAGAUCCUUUAGUGGAGGGCUCCCGGUGGUGAAACCCACGUGGAUUUUGGAUUCUGUUGCUGCAAACAAACUGUUGAGUUGGGUUCCUUACCAACUUGACCAGCUUGCUAAUAACCAACCAAAGCUGUCAGACUUCUUUGCGCUGAAAAGCAGCCCACAGUCCCAGGAUGCUUCGCCUUGUGCACCUGUUUGUCAAAGAAAUCCUGAAGCCGAAGAAUCACCUUUUAAAUGUGGCACAUCAAUUGAUGCAUAUUUAUCUGACGUGGGUGAAUCCGUUGAGCACAGUGGGCUAAUUAGUGGAGAAUCUGAUAAUCUUAUAAAUAAGAACUCAAAUGCAUCAUUAGUUGAGGAGCCAGCUAGCAGUUGUGGCAAACCUUCCGAAGUGACUAUGGCAACACCAAGUAAUUUUGAUGUAGAAGACGAGAGCAGUGUAAGAAAUGAACUGCAGUCAAGUCAUUACCAACCCUCUGCAUUGGUUAGCAGCAAUUUCAUGUACAAUCAUAAUAUGAAAGGUUCGCCAAGUUCAACAGUUGGUGGGCCUUCUAAUCAGCGUCAUUCAACUCUUGAGGAUCCCAAUUUUGUGGAAAAUUAUUUCAAGAACUCAAGGCUACACUUCAUAGGAACCUGGAGAAAUCGAUACCGUAAGCGUUUUCCCAGCUUUUCUAAUGGGUUUAAGUGCACAAGUUCCAGUAUUAAAGCCUCUGCUCCGAAGACUGCCGUUAUACAUGUUGACAUGGACUGCUUCUUUGUCUCAGUGGUCAUCAGGAACCAUCCUGAAUUGCAGGAUAAACCUGUAGCUGUAUGCCAUUCAGACAACCCUAAAGGGACUGCUGAAAUUUCAUCUGCAAAUUACCCUGCUCGAGAUUAUGGAGUUAGAGCUGGAAUGUUUGUUAGAGAUGCCAAGGCUCUUUGUUCCCACUUGGUCAUUUUUCCAUACAACUUUGAAGCUUAUGAGGAGGUAGCUGAUCAGUUUUACAACAUAUUGCAUAAGCAUUGCAACAAAGUGCAGGCUGUAAGCUGCGAUGAAGCAUUUUUAGAUGUUACAGACACAGAGGGGGAUCCCCAGCUUCUAGCUUCAACAAUAAGAAAAGAGAUUCUUGAGAGUACUGGAUGCACUGCAAGUGCUGGGAUUGCUGAGAAUAUGCUUAUGGCUCGUCUUGCCACAAGAACUGCAAAACCAGAUGGUCAAUUUUGCAUUCCUCCUGAAGGGGUGGAUGAUUAUUUAAGUCAACUUCCAAUCAAGGCACUUCCAGGAAUUGGGCAUGUUUUGGAGGAGAAGUUGAAGAAGCAAAAUGUUUGGACUUGUGGACAGCUGCGUAUGAUUUACAAGGACUCUCUUCAAAAGGACUUUGGAACGAAAACUGGAGAGAUGCUGUGGAAUUAUAGCAGAGGAGUAGAUAGUCGGUUGGUUGGGAUGAUUCAGGAAACCAAGUCUAUCGGUGCUGAAGUGAAUUGGGGUGUGAGGUUUAAGGAUGUGAAAGAUUGUCAAAACUUCCUCUCAAACCUCUGCAAGGAGGUUUCGUUGCGCUUGCAAGGUUGUGGAGUGAAAGGACGCACUUUUACCCUUAAGAUAAAAAAGAGAAGAAAAGAUGCUGUGGAGCCUGUGAAGUAUAUGGGCUUUGGAGACUGUGAAAACCUGAGCCACUCCACAACGGUUCCAGUUGCUACUGAUGAUGUGGAAGUACUUCAAAGGAUAACAAAGCAGCUUUUUGGGUCCUUUCAUUUAGAUGUCAAGGAGAUUCGGGGUGUUGGUUUGCAAGUUUCCAGGCUUGAAAGUGCAGAUAAUUGUAAGCAAGGGCUUGAAAGAAAUUCUUUGAAAUCAUGGCUCAUCUCUGCCUCAGCAAGUACAGAAGAAGCAUGCAGUAAAUAUUGGACAGCCAAAGAGAGGUUUAAUAUAGGACAAGGUGAUGGAGUUUCGGGUCAGCUAUGUGCUAAUUCAGUUAGCCUUUCUAUCGAAAUGGACAAUAAUAUGUCCGAUAGUGAAGCUUGUGUGAACCAGGUGUCGGAGCUGCCACCUCUAUGUCAUCUUGAUAUGGGAGUUUUAGAGAGCCUUCCUCCUGAACUCUUUUCAGAAUUGAAUGAAAUAUAUGGCGGAAAGUUGGUUGAUUUAAUUGCUAAAAAUAAAGGCAAAAGUGAAAGCGUUAGAAGUUCUUUGAGCACACAUUCACAUCCGCAAGUUGAAGGUGCAAUGAAUGAGGGACAGGCAGUUUUCCAAUCUGACCCGGUUCUCCAUAAUGAAAUACCAGUUCAAAACAAGCAUAUAUAUGAGGAAGUUCAGGCAGUCUGUGUUUCUGGGGAAGAAUCCUACAGUGUCGUUAUUCCUGCUUCAGGUCUUGUAAAAACUGAUUUGAUGCCCUCGUCUCUAAGUCAAGUAGAUGGGGCAGUGUUACAACAGUUGCCUGAAGAAUUGAAAGCUGAUAUACUUGAGCUUCUUCCUGCACACAGGAGGCAAGAUGUUUCUUCAAAUGUUCUCUCAGAAGUCCCUCUGGAAUCAUUAGGUAUCAAGACAACUGAGAACCACUCUGGAUCAAAGGAUUCUAUAUCGGAUAAUGAUCUUUGGGCUGGAACUCCUCCACAGUGGGUUGAUAAGUUCAAAGUCAGCAAUUUCUUGAUAUUAAACAUUCUUGCAGAGAUGUAUUAUGAAUCAGGCUCAACAGGAAAUUUAUCUCCAAUUCUGCAACGUGCUAUUUCUGUUCCUAAACAUCAACUAGAUGCAAGUCGGGAAGGUUGGGAUGAAGCUACUCACAUUUUGCGCGAGCUUCUGAAGCAGUAUAUUAAACUAAAGAUAGAAUUUGAUAUUGAAGAGAUCUAUGUUUGUUUUUGUCUUCUUAAAAGGUUUGCAAUGAAAUCAGAACUUUUUCUGCACGUGUACACUGAUGUCUUUCCUUACCUUCAGGCAUCGUUUGGAGAAAACUAUGGAGGAAACUUGCAUAUAUCACUGAAGGAUUAGUGCUGCUUAUUGUGUAACAUUUUUUCUUAUUAACCUUCUUCCACUGUCCAAGGGGUGGGCUGUGCGACAUGAGCGAUAAAUACCUUUAAACCACCAUGCAAAUCGUGGGAAAUGGAAGCCACACAUAGGAGGUCCAUAUUUAAUAGUUAUGCUUGCGAACCUAUGAGCUGGACCAGCAAGAGUUGAAGCACAAGUUCAUUUACAAAACAAGCCAUAUUAGGCUUGACUUUCAGCUUGAUAACUACACAACCAAGGCAAACCAAAUCAUGACAGGCUUGCAGUUCUAUUGGUGUUGAAAUGCAUGGCAGUGGAAGUCUUUGAAACUCAAUUCCAGUAGCCACCGCCUCUCCCGCUCCAAGUCUACGACCUGUAUUGAAGUUUGAAUAUUCAUGUGUUUGAUAUAUGAUUGUCAUGGCUGAAAAUUCAAGCUUGUUUGUAGAGUGGGGUGCAGGUACUAAAUGAAUUUCAAAAUUAGAGGUGGAAUUGGGUACUCAAUAGUUUCCUCGACUCCAUUUUUUCUCAUUAACUGGGGGAUUGCUUUGGUUAGGGUUCUCGCUGCUUGUUCUGGAUGCGAUCACUUGAAAUAUAAGUCGGUUUGGGUUUAGGGUAUCAUUUGCAUUUAGUUCAGCUGGGCCUGGGGCAAUGUCUUCUCUCAUAAAGCUCAUUUUAAAGGCAGCUUUUUUCAUUCCUGAUGUGAAGCAUCCAAGACGUCAAGUUAUCAACUAAACAAAUGGACUUUCAAUUGCUUGCUCUCAGAGAUUCGUUUGAUUGAUGUAAAAUUGGUUUUUACAAUACUUGUGAUGGAUGUUAGUGGCCUGAAUUGGUACUUCUGCGGUUGAAAGAUUGCUUUGCCAUUACUUCAUGAUGGGAUAACUUAUGCUGCAUUACCUUUCUAGGCGUUUUCCACGUCCACUCACUGAGCAUGACAAUCAGAGGCAACAACUCUGUACAUUCUGUAGUUUUGUACGCGGUCACAGGUAUGAGUUGAUGCACAAAUGUAAGGGAAUUCUCCUGUCUGUUGAUUGAUAUCGAGGCCAUUCUGGAAUACUCAAACAAAAACCCGAUUGCGUGUGUUAAUUUAUUCUAAAUAUAUUCUGCAUAUAUAUAUUAUUGAUUUAUAUUCCCUAGUCUAGAUUGAUUUGUGUUUCAUUGUUUAAGUCGAUUUAGGUUUACUUGUAUAGGUCGACUUAUUCAACUAUAAAUAGGGACCUAUGUAUUGUAAAAAAUCAAGUUAUUGAACGCAAUGUAGUUUUUUGAGCUUUACCUUGUAGACGUGAGUCAUAGACCUAACCACGUAAAUUCUCUCUCUUUUGUCUCUCUUACUUCCAUUAUUAUUCCACUUUUAUUCUAUUUUAGAUUUAUACACAAAUCUCAACAGUGUGGAACAUUACUCUAGUUUUUGCGUAUUCUUUCUGGUUAGUUUCUUUGGAUUCAUUUGCUUUAUCAGU
Molecule: messenger RNA, 5010 nt
Organism: Alnus glutinosa
Lineage: Eukaryota; Viridiplantae; Streptophyta; Magnoliopsida; Fagales; Betulaceae
Product: DNA repair protein REV1
Exons: 25
Coding region: 125-3562 (1145 amino acids)
Biological process (GO): error-free translesion synthesis; error-prone translesion synthesis
Cellular component (GO): nucleus
Molecular function (GO): damaged DNA binding; DNA-directed DNA polymerase activity; deoxycytidyl transferase activity
Source: RefSeq, a predicted model, not a curated record